AUGCGCCAGCUCACACCAGAGGCGCUGAAUCCCGCGAUUCUCAAUGUACAGUAUGCCGUCCGCGGAGAGUUGGCUAUCAGAGCAGAGGAGCUUCGAGUCCAGCUAAAAGGAGAGAAUCAUGGUCUCCCCUUCGACAAGGUCAUCUCCUCGAACAUUGGCAACCCUCAGCAAAAGGGACUGGAUCAACCACCUAUUACUUUUACAAGACAGGUCGCUGCGUUGAUGGAAUGGCCAGCUUUGGCAGACAUCGCGCCAGAUGCUUUCCCGAAAGACGUAGUCGCUCGCGCAAAAGAGCUGCACGAGGCUAUCGGAUCAAUAGGCGCGUACUCCCAUAGUCAAGGAGUUCCCUUUAUCAGAGAGAAUGUGGCCAAAUUCAUUGAAGAACGCGAUGGCUUCCCCUCAGAUCCGAAUCACAUUUUCCUAACCGGCGGUGCUUCAGCAGGUGUCAGCCUGUUGAUCUCCAUGUUAAUCUCCGUACCCCAUAAAUCCGGCGUCUUGAUUCCGAUACCCCAGUAUCCGCUUUAUACCGCAACCCUCGCUCGGUUCAACGGUGUACCGCUUCCCUUCCAUCUCAACGAAGCAGCUGACUGGGCCACAUCAAUCCACGACAUUGAAGCAGCUAUCGAGAAGGCGCACCGUGAAGGUGUCACAGCCAAAGCAUUGGUAAUAAUCAACCCCGGCAACCCUACGGGUGCGUUACUUGACGAAGACACGCAGAUCGAGUUGGUCAAACUGUGCGAGAAGCACUCACUCGUCUUGCUAGCCGAUGAAGUAUACCAAGUAAACCUCCAUAAACCGACAACCCACCCGUUUAUCUCUUUCAAAAAGAUUGUAUCUCAAAUACAAUCACCCGUCCCCCUCGUAUCACUCCACUCUAUCUCGAAGGGUGUUUCAGGCGAAUGCGGCCGUCGAGGAGGGUAUUUCGAAUGCACCAAUUUCCCAGCCAACAUACUCGAUCUUAUCUACAAAAUGGUGUCCGUGAACCUAUGCCCACCUUUAUCCGGGCAGAUUGGCGUAGACACGAUGAUUCGACCGCCUAACCCUGGCGAGGAGUCGUACGAUUUAUGGAAGAAAGAGACGGAUGAAAUCCACGCGACUCUUGCCCACCGCACCAAAACGAUGUCAGGACGACUCAACGCUCUCCCUGGUGUAUCAUGUGUCGAUUCCCCCGGUGCUCUCUACCUGUAUCCCCAGAUUAGAUUGCCGGACGAGGCCAUUGAAGCUGCACGGGAGGCAGGAAAGGAGCCAGAUGCGUUUUAUGCGCUUCAAUUGCUCCAUGACACGGGGAUUUGUGUAGUUCCUGGAAGCGGGUUUGGCCAGAAGCAGGGUGAAUGGCAUUACAGGCUGACAUGUCUUUGCCCCGGAGUGGAGGAUUAUGUUCGCAAAUUGGAGAAAUUUCACGAAAAGUUCUUACAGCGGUAUAGUGGUGCGAACUGA
Messenger RNA from Pleurotus ostreatus (oyster mushroom), 1437 nucleotides. RefSeq lists its product as uncharacterized. Bases 1 to 1437 code for a protein of 478 amino acids. Gene Ontology annotation, molecular function: L-alanine:2-oxoglutarate transaminase activity; pyridoxal phosphate binding. The transcript has 3 exons. The record is from RefSeq and is a predicted model, not a curated record. NCBI's taxonomy places the organism in Eukaryota, Fungi, Basidiomycota, Agaricomycetes, Agaricales, Pleurotaceae. Gene Ontology annotation, biological process: biosynthetic process.